This is a messenger RNA of Rodentolepis nana, 369 nucleotides long. The record is from the annotation of a GenBank genome assembly. Lineage: Eukaryota; Metazoa; Platyhelminthes; Cestoda; Cyclophyllidea; Hymenolepididae.
AUGGAGACAUCGCACAAAGAUUCUGUUUUACAUACACCGGAAACUUCACGAAAUCGUUGUGAUGCAACCAUUAGCCCAAGAUCUCCAGGUAGGGAAAGGUAUUGCUUGGGAUCAUUGAGCCCUCUACAUGAGACGUCGUCACAACCAGUGCCUCCAGGCAUCAAAACUCUCCAUGCACCAAAGGCAAAUCAAGUUUAUACUGUGCCUGUGGCUAGAAAUUUUGACUCUAAUAGAAUUGAUACUCUGUUGCUAACACUUGCAGAAAAACUAACCAAACUCAGAGCUAUCACAGAUUUAAUUGCCAGUGAUAUUGAUUAUUCGAGCAAACUUAUUCGUGAUAUCAAUAUCUAUGUUGGUCAAAGUAAAUGA